GCGUUCAGUUAUCACCAACUCACUCACUCACUCACUCACUCACCGUUUUGUAUAGCGACUCGUAAACUCAGUGAUCGGAGAUGACUGCCGCCGUGGAAAGUGUUACUCCCGCCGUCGAGAAGCCGGUGGAGGAGGUGAAAGCGCCGAAGGAAACCAAGCCUGCGAAGGAGAAGAAGCCGAAAGCCCCCAAAGAGAAGAAACCCAAACAGGGGAAAAUCGCUUCACAUCCUCCAUAUUUUCAGAUGAUCGAGGAGGCGUUGUUGGCUCUGAACGAGAAAGGCGGUUCUAGCCCUUACGCGAUCGCGAAAUACAUGGAGGAGAAGCACAAGUCGGUGCUCCCUGCGAAUUUCAAGAAGAUUCUGGGUUUGCAGCUGAAGAAUCAAGCCGCGAAGGGGAAACUCGUGAAGAUCAAGGCUUCGUACAAGCUUUCUGGCGCGAAGAAGGAUGGCGCCGGUGCUAAGGUGGCAAAGGCCAAGACAGAGAAGAAGGAUGCUGCCGCCGCUAAGGUCGCACCGCGCCAGAAACGAACCAGGGCCGUGACAGCUGUGACCGCUGCCGCUCCGAAGAGCAAGAAGAGCGAGGCGGUGGUUAAGAAGGGUGGGAUGAAGAAGAAGACGAGGAAGGUGUCUACGCUUGCGAAGCCGAAACAGCCAAAGUCCAUUAGGUCUCCUUCAAAGAGGGCUAGGAAAGCUACUGCUGCGUGAUGUUUGAUGAUGGAUGGGGUUUCUGUUUGUGUAGGAAACUAUGUGACAUAGAAAAUCUGUGAAUACUGAAACUAGUAUUGUACAUGGUGUGAUCGCUGUAAUAUGGGAUCAGAUGGUGCUGACUGCUGAGUAUUUCUGUUAUGAAUAGAAUAAUCCUUUUGCUA
Messenger RNA from Lotus japonicus, 868 nucleotides. Its product is annotated as histone H1. Gene Ontology annotation, biological process: chromosome condensation; nucleosome assembly; negative regulation of DNA recombination. The transcript has 2 exons. Gene Ontology annotation, molecular function: double-stranded DNA binding; nucleosomal DNA binding; structural constituent of chromatin. The record is from RefSeq and is a predicted model, not a curated record. Lineage: Eukaryota; Viridiplantae; Streptophyta; Magnoliopsida; Fabales; Fabaceae. Bases 81 to 704 code for a protein of 207 amino acids. Gene Ontology annotation, cellular component: nucleosome; nucleus.